This is a messenger RNA of Syngnathus typhle (broad-nosed pipefish), 6182 nucleotides long. It is a transcript of the gene fhod3b, whose product is annotated as formin homology 2 domain containing 3b. The coding region runs from base 302 to 4903 and encodes 1533 amino acids. Gene Ontology annotation, molecular function: actin filament binding. Gene Ontology annotation, biological process: actin filament network formation; sarcomere organization; cortical actin cytoskeleton organization. Gene Ontology annotation, cellular component: cytoskeleton; cytoplasm. The record is from RefSeq and is a predicted model, not a curated record. NCBI's taxonomy places the organism in Eukaryota, Metazoa, Chordata, Actinopteri, Syngnathiformes, Syngnathidae. The transcript is spliced from 26 exons.
ACCGAGAAGUGAUCCCGAUCGGCUCAGCGCUUCAGCACCACAACACAACUGGAUGCCGCAUAAGAGUAAGACGCAGCAAGCGAGUCAGAGACACAGUCCCGGAUUUUGACUUCUUUACACCGGCUGUUUUCCCCCAGUUCCGGCUUGGUGCAUGGUGUUUGCAUGGAGGUGUCAGUGGGUGACUGUCCCGCAUGGAGACGCUCCGAUUAGGAUAAGAAGAAUCAGCAGCGGAGGAACCUGCACCGGAGGCUCUAUCGGGAGGCGUCCGCUGUUUUGACCCCCCUUGCAUGGAGGACACACCAUGGCGACGUUUGUGUGCAGGGUGCAGUUCUUAGAUGAUACUGAUCCAUUCAAUAGCACCAACUUCCCGGAGCCCAGCAGACCUCCAGUGUACACAUUCAGGGAAGAUAUUCCACUCAUCAAUCAGAUAGCUGGAGUGCACAGGCUGCUCAGAGCCCCACAUAAGCCUGAUGACUGUGCACUCCAGUUGUCUCAUAAUGGAAGCUAUCUGGACUUGGAGUCGACGCUGGCAGAACAAAAAGACGAGCUGGAGGGAUUUCAAGAGGAAGGAGGAAGAGGCAGAAAACACAACCUUAUACUUCGGACGCAGCUGUCAGUCAGAGUUCACGCCUGCAUCGAAAAACUCUACAACUCCACUGGAAGAGAACUGAGGAGAGCCCUUUUUUCCCUCAAGCAAAUCUUUCAGGAUGACAAAGAUCUGGUGCAUGAGUUUGUGGUGGCCGAGGGACUGACUUGUCUGAUCAAAGUGGGUGCUGAAGCUGACCAGAACUACCAGAAUUACAUCCUCAGAGCUCUUGGACAGAUCAUGCUAUUUGUGGAUGGCAUGAAUGGCCUCAUUGCAAAUAAGGAAAUAGUCCAAUGGCUCUACACCCUUGUCGGGGCUAAGUUUCGUCUGGUGGUGAAGACGGCGCUGAAGCUCCUGCUGGUGUUUGUGGAGUAUGCAGAAUCAAACGCCGUUUUAUUCAUUAAUGCCGUGAAUGCUGUGGAUGCCAAAAGAGGCACCAAAGUAUGGGGCAACGUCAUGGAGAUCCUGAAUGAGAAAGACGGAGUAGAUACUGAAUUGCUGGUGUAUGCAAUGACGCUCAUCAACAAGACUCUGGCCAGUCUGCCCGAUCAAGACUCUUACUAUGACGUGGUGGACUGUUUGGAGGAGCAGGGCAUCGAGGCUUUGGCACAGAGACACCUAAGCAGGAAGGGCUCUGACCUUGACCUUGUAGAGCAGUUGAACAUCUACGAGACGACUCUUCGCCGCGAGGACGGUGACGAUGAGACGCAGAUACCUCCGAGCGGCAGGAAGGAGCGCCGGCGGGCCAGCAUGGGCGGCACCAGCGAGCGACGCGGCCUGGAGAGACGACGUAGCCGCAGGCAUUCUCUUCAGAACAAUAGAGGUCCCGCCUCGGCACCGGCGUCGCCAUGCAGCCCUUAUGCAAGCGGCAUCCUGCCCUUUGGAGGCCAGCGGGUUGAAGACAUCGCCGAAAGGGUUACUUCCAAUGAAGCAGCACAGCCAGAUAAGCAGCAAAGUCCAGAAGCACCCAGCAAUCGCUUCACUAGUACGGCAACCUGCACACCGGAGUCUAAAACUGAAAGACCUGCUUUAGGAAGCUUGCUGAGCUCCUCGUACAGGCAACAUCAGGAGUCUUUGGCUGCAGAGAGGGAGAGGAGGCGCAUGGAACGAGAGGAGCGUCUGCAGAGGAUCGAAAGGGAGGAGAGGGAGCGCUUCAAUCGAGACUAUGUUGAAAAAAGGGAAGAGGCGAGACAAGCCAGAGAGGAAAGGUACAAGGCCGUGGAGAGGCUAGCGGCCGAGGAGUACGAGCGAGAGCGUCCUCGGAUGCCCGUAAGAGGCCGUACGGAGAUCACACUGUGUUUGAGUUCCAACCCCGCCGUCCGCUCGGCAUCUCGCUGUGUCACGACUUCAUCCAUCGCCUCACAGCAAGACAAAACACCCGAUGCUCAGCAGACGUUAGGAACUGAAUCCGUCCCAGCGUCAAAACACAACUCCCCAACAAGAACAAAAAGUCCAGCAUUAACAGGAUCAGAACUUUGUCCUUCACCUCCCUCACAACCAAAUAUGGCUGCAAAAGAGCCGCCAGCAGACACCAAGGAUGUGAAGGACACUCGACCAGUUCAGAAUGUGGUGGAAGAGCCAGAGGGGUGUGAAGAGGGAGGAGUGGGAAAUGAAGAAGGCAAGCUUGAGGAGAUAGAGCAGGAGUGUGAGACCGGGAGAGAAGUCGACGAGCAGGCGGACGUGGCUGAUGAAGUGGAAGUAGCUGAGGAAGCACAGGCAGAUAGUAUUGACGUGGAAGUGGAUGUAGAAGAUGUUGAAUUAGAGGAAGAUUGCGAGAGGGUUCCGACCAUAGAGAGGGAUGUGGAGGAAAGUAUAGUGCUGAGCGAGAAGGAGAGACAGAAUGAGGAAGUGAACGAGAAGGACAACUGCUCGGCAUCCAGCAUCUCAUCCACCAGCAGCACUCUGGAGAGGGAGGAACGUGAGGAGAAAGUAAAAAAUGACAUUGAAGCAGGCCAGUGGAGCCAGUGCAUUGAAGUCUCGGAAGAGAACGACAUCCUCAACAACAAGCGCUUCAUGCUGGACAUGCUCUACGCUCACACGUCCAACAAGAAAGAUGACAACGGAGGAGGAGAGGCGGAAAAAGAAACGGAAUGUAAAUGUGAAAAGGACCCAGAGGUGGCUGACCCCUCUGUGGCCAGCUUGGCCAGCCGGAUCUCCACACUGGAGGCUCACAGGCAGGCCAAUGAAGAAAAUGUGAAGAAAAUGGAGGUGGACAUUGUAGACAAGCAAAGCACUGUACGGGCUGUGGCUGGAAAAUUCGGUGAUUUGGUCAAAGGGCUGGCGUCUCUGACUGAAGCGGAGGCGUCAAAGGAGCCGCAGCACGCUCAGACUGACAACUCCGGCGGCAUCCCGGCGGCCCAGAAGAAGGAAUCGGACCAAAUUUGGGACCAGCUCAUGGCCGCACCCAGGGAGCUGCGCAUCAAGGAAAUGGAUUUCACCGACUUGCGGGAUGAGGAUGACUUGGAUAUUUUAGUUAUGGAAAGCGUGAUGGGGUCUGGUGAUCACGUCCCGCCGCCGCCGCCUCCUCCGCUGCGUAGUGCUGUUCUACCGCCACCCCCUCCCCUUUUUGGGUGCCCCCCGCCUCCUCCCAUCCUUGGAAAAAUGGUGCUCCCACCUCCCCCCUUCAUGCCGCCGCCAUCCCCUCAGCUGAAUCGGGGUGACCUUCCUCUGUUCCUCAAGAAAAAGAAAACAAUUCGACUCUUCUGGAAAGAGGUGCGCCCCAUGGAGUGGCAGUGCAAGAGCCAUAAGUUCUGUAAGGAAUCCCUUUGGUCCAAAUUAGAGCCACUUAAACUGGACACAUCCAAGCUGGAGCAGCUCUUUGAGUCCAAAUCCAAGGAGCUGCCUAUUACCAAGAAAGCAGCAGUUGAUGGCAAACGUCAAGAAAUCAUCGUCCUGGACUCCAAGCGCAGCAACGCCAUAAACAUCGGUUUGACCGUCUUACCGCCUCCUCGCACCAUCAAGACGGCCAUCCUCAACUUUGAUGAGUAUGCGCUGAACAAAGAAGGCAUCGAGAAAAUCCUGACCAUGAUCCCCACGGAGGAAGAGAAGCAGAAGAUCCAAGAGGCUCAGCUGCUCAAUCCCGAAAUUCCCCUGGGCAGCGCUGAGCAGUUUCUCCUCAUCCUCUCCUCCAUCACCGAGCUGUCCGCCCGACUGCAGCUGUGGGCCUUCAAGAUGGACUAUGAGCUUACGGAGAAGGAAGUUGCGGAGCCCCUGCAGGAUCUUAAAGAAGGAAUGGACCAAUUGGAGAAGAACACAACUCUACGCUACAUUUUGACCACGCUCUUAGCCAUCGGCAACUUCCUUAAUGGCACUAAUGCCAAAGGCUUUGAGCUGAGUUACCUCGAGAAAGUCCCCGAGGUGAAGGACACGGUUCAUAAGCAGUCCCUGCUGCACCACACCUGCGCCAUCGUGGUGGAGAAGUUUCCGGAUAGCUCCGAUCUCUACUCGGAGAUUGGGGCCAUCACCCGGUUGACCAAGGUGGACUUUGACCAACUUCAAGACAAUCUGACUCAGAUGGAGCGAAGGUGCAAAGCAUCAUGGGAUCACCUCAAGGUCAUUGCCAAACAUGAGAUGAAACCGGCGUUGAAGCAAAAAAUGUCCGACUUCCUCAAAGACUGCGCGGAGAGGAUUAUCAUUCUGAAAAUCGUACACCGGAGGAUCAUCAACAGGUUUCAUGCCUUCCUGUUGUUCCUUGGCCAUCCAAUAUACGGCGUCCGUGAUGUCAGCAUUCAUCGCUUCAGUAAGAUCCUGAGUGAAUUUGCGCUGGAGUACCGCACAACCAGGGAGCGGGUGCUCCAGCAGAAACAGAAGAGGGCCAACCAUCGUGAGAGGAACAAAACCAGAGGGAAAUUGAUAACAGAUAGCGACGACGAAGGUGACAGUGAGAGCGGUAAAUUCGGCGGCGCCCAGCCCGACACGCCCGAGAGCCAGCCUCAUGGCAUCCAGUACGCGCAGGACGCCGCCGAGCACGAGAACAUGAAGGCCGUGCUGAAGGGCAACGUGCAGAGUGGAGACAGCGAGAUCUCCACGGUGCCGGGCCUUCGCACUCGCACGCGGGUCGGCAGCACCAGAGCUCAAGUGCCGCCGUGGUGCAUCGCCAACGACGACACCAUCAACUGCACAGAUGACACGGCCGACGAGAUCAUGGAGCGGAUCGUACGCUCGGCCACUCAGGGGCCGGGUCCGAGGACGCAACCCCGUGAGAGGCGGCGCUCCAGAGUCAAUCGCAAAUCAUUGAGGAGGACACUGAAGAGCGGUUUGACAUCCGAGGAGGCCAACCUCCUGGGCUUGUCCGAUGGUCCUGACAUGCAGGUGUGAACAGGAUUGGAGGACGCACGUUCGACGCCUCGCUCCCGUGCCAACAUGGAUGACUCAUUUGCGCCUUCGUGAGAAGACCAGGCUGAGCGCCGCAUUGAGACCACUGAGCUUGGCUUCGGCACUCCUCCAGCGCUUGAUGUCUUCAAACACCCCAAAGCACCUCUGUGUGUUUGUGAUCUCUGGUGGUUCGAGUGAGAGAAAUCCAAAGAUGUCACCUGCGUGUGUACAAUUACUACUGUGCUACUAACGCCUUGCGCUCCAGAAGGUGAUCCACCGGCCAUCAAUUAAUGUGAAACACUUGACGAAAAGAUGAACACAUUAGAACCCAAUUUAAUCAAGCAGGUUGAGGAACAAAAUAGGUAAGUUGCUCAGCAGCAUGUGGCGCGCAUGUUGUCCCAGCUGUACAUUUUAGUGCCUUUCUUGAGACACUUAUUUAUUAAGGAGAGAUUUUCAGGGACAUCCUAAUCAAAUGAGGACCGAGCACGAGCCGCGGUGAUUUCUAAACGGUGUUCGGAUCGACUCGUAAUGAAGCUAGUGUAUUUAUUAUGACAACUCUCUCCCGUCGCCUUACAUGUCUGUUGACGUGAAAGUGAAAAGUAUGGAAAAAAAAAAAAAAAAGACAUCUCCCUUCGACUGGCAGCAUUGGAGAUUCUGUUACAGGUACUCCUCUCUUUAAAAUGAAUGUGAAAAUCAUCACUUAAUGUUUCUUAACAUCUAUGUCAAAGUGAUGUAAAAAGGGAAGGUAUUUUUGAAUUAACUAAAGUAGGCCAGUUUAUCUAACCCGCUAUAAUCUUCGAAGCAUUUUUCCCCUCCCGACAUUUACAAGUCCCGGUUUGCUAUUUAGAAUGGGAGCAUAGCCAUUGAAAGCAAACACCAGCAGUAGAUUUCCGUGAACUCUGUUCAGCACCUUAGAUUUCAAGUGUAGCAUCUACCUUCCUUCCUUAUGACAAAAGGGUUUUUUUUUUAAAGAAAAAAACAAAAAACAAGCAUACAUGUGUAAAGUUAAGAUAUAGGGCCAGUGAUGUAAAAUGUCUUUUUGCUCCAUUUGUAGAAUAGUGUAUUAUAGAGUAAAAGCAGUAUUAUAAAUGUAAUUUAAAAGUUUGAAAGAGUUCAUUCUGCAAGUUAUGGUUUGAAAUGAACGCUGGUUCUGUGCUCUGGACACUUGACUGCUUUGAUAUCAUUGCACUAAACUGCUACACACACACACACACAAGCAAGGCUUCACAUGCAGCCAAAAACAAAAUGUUAAUAUUUACAAUUAAAAUGCUUGUGAAAAGUU